Messenger RNA from Encephalitozoon romaleae SJ-2008, 1665 nucleotides. RefSeq names its product translation initiation factor eIF-2B subunit. Gene Ontology annotation, cellular component: eukaryotic translation initiation factor 2B complex. Gene Ontology annotation, molecular function: translation initiation factor activity; guanyl-nucleotide exchange factor activity; translation initiation factor binding. The transcript has a single exon. Bases 1 to 1665 code for a protein of 554 amino acids. Lineage: Eukaryota; Fungi; Microsporidia; Unikaryonidae. The record is from RefSeq and is a predicted model, not a curated record.
AUGGAAGUUAGGAGCAUUAAAAACUUUAUAAGAGAAAACAGGGAAAUAGUGCUGUUGAUAUGUGAUUUCUACGAAACAAAGCAUAUUCCUGAGGAGAUGACCAGCCUCAAGAAAAACUUGUCUUUGUUUCCUGUGGCAAACAUACCUAUGAUUGAGUAUGUACUAUCGAGUCUUUGCGAUCAGAAAUUUUUCAAUGUUGUUCUUGCUGGGAAUGACUGUGAAGAGGUUGUGGAGCAUGUCAAGAGGACUGAGCUUGAUGAGAGGAUGAACAUUAUAUCUCUUGGGUGUGAUGGGAAGUCUUUGGGGGAUCUAAUGAGGCAUAUUGAUGACAAUGGGUUUGAAUUUGAUGAACUGCUGGUCAUAUAUGCAAACCACUAUACAAAUUAUCCACUCCGGAGCAUAGUUAAUAAGCACCGGGAAGACAAGAGUUUUGUUAUGACUCUUUUUUUACAUCCCAACGAGAGCAACAGUAAGGUCUCGCACCUGUAUGGAUUCAAAGGUAGUGAGGUCAUUUUUUAUAACAAAUGUGUCAAUGAGAAGUAUGACAGCGAGAAGGUCAAGGGAGCAAUUGAAAGUGAUGGGACUGUCGAGUUUACAGCCAGUCUGUCAUCACCAACAAUAGCUGUAGUGUCGUCAGCAAUAUUCCCAUUGUUUACCGAGAAUUUCGACUUCAGAACUCUUGGAGACCUUGUUGGAGGGAUUCUUGGGUUCAAUGCCUACAACCUCAAGAUAAUGUGCUGUAGGCAGGGAGAUGUGGACGUGUUUGGAGGGGUGGAACAUCUCAGUAUUGAGAGGAUGAAUGGAUUCUAUAGUAGAGAGAUUAUUACAUUGUAUGAUUACUUUAAGUUUAAUGAAGAUGUCAGGGAAGGCAAGGCUGUCGACUUACUCAGGUUCAAAUGCCAUAAUUCUGGGGAUCUUAGAAACUUUGUACAGGUGGAGAGUAACUUUUUCUUCGACAUCCCUGAUGUGGAAUUCCAUGAGCCUAUAUCGAAUACGGUUAUUGGGUGUGACUUAAAGUUUAAGAUGAACCACUUCAUCAAGAACUCUGUUGUUGGACACGGGUGUUUUAUUGGAGGGAACAUAGAUAGAUGCAUUAUAUGGGAUGAUGUUUCGAUAAAGGAAGACUUUAUGGAUCACAUAGUCUUCUCUGAAGGAAGAGUUGUUCAUUACAACCACCUAGAAGAGGAGAUUGAUGAGGAUUUGGGUGAGGAACAAGAGCACAAGAGAGGGACAUCGUUCUUUGAUGAUGUGGUGGCAUAUCUUUUGUCCAUAGUUGAACGAGAGGAUUUGGAUAAGGUGGAUAUGGACGAUGUGGUGAAGCAAAUAACUCUUCUUAGAAUAGUGCGGAAUGCCUCUGACCUUGAUCUUAUAGAGGCAUUUUCGAUGUUCCUAGUGGAAAUGAUAGACUUUAAUGAUAUAGAUGGAUCAACAAUAAGAGCUUCUAUGUUUUUCUCUAUUCUCGAUGGUCACAUGAGAGAAACUGAAAAGCAAGAAAUGCUUAUGGACUUUAUUGUGCAAGGGCUUGGAGAAUGCCCACCAAAGAUCAGGAUGGAUAUAGUCUUCAAGUACGGUUAUUUAUUGGUUGAGGAUGGAAUCAUCUCCCGUUCUGUCUUCAAGAGAUACAAUUCGAUCCUGAAGAAAUGGGUUAACCCUAUUGCUAGUUAA